CAUUUUAUCAGUUCAAUGGGAUAGCCUUCCUCUGAUGAUGAAGAACAGGUAGGCUAGCCUAUAGACGCCAUGUAAACACGGAAAUUGGGCAUUAAAAUUACCACGUCGACGGGAAUUCUAGUCACGUUGUUUCCGCGUCACUAUUUAAGCUCUGCUUCUAACAAUAAUUCAGAGAAGUGAGAUCACAGCGCUCAGACGCCUUUAAAGAAACUCGCGCGUUUAUUCCUCCAGUCAGACUUUGAACACAGUGCUGAAUCCCGACAGGACGCGUAAAGUGUCUAUACUAUCUGAAAUGGCGAAGAAAGAGCAAACCGCCGCUGUCGAGUGCGCGCAACAGUUGCGCAAAAUUGGAGAUCUGUUGGACUGGAAAUAUAAGUUACUAGAAAUUAUAAUCACGCUCCAGAAAGCGCAGAUGGACGGAAAAAGCUGAAAAAGAAGGAAUCCGAACCAACGUACACCUGACAUCUGAAGAGGAUUCAUAAGACGAGGUGCGUCGACGUCGUCUUCCAAAAACAACAAAAAAAUGUUGAACAGGAAUGGCCUUCCGAGACGAAGACAUGGAUAGGAUGGCUCUUGAGGAUAUAGAAACACCGUGGACCUUUCUGUGCUAUUCGAUGCCACUAUUUUUCUCAUAUUUGUCUCUUGACUGUUUCUCUGAGGGGUUUUGAACUGCUGGUCAGGAGGAAGAGAGUCUACAUUCAUCGGGCCGAAUGGCAGAGCUCGCUCGUUUACAACUGGACUUCCUUUUCUAAUAAUUCUGAAUUUAGUAAACAAUAUGAUCUGUAAAAAUAGAAAUGGUGCGAAAUGGAUGUCCUAAUGUAUACAUAUGCGUUUAGGCCUAGUCUAACUGUGGAGCCUAUUUCAUACUUGGGAACCGACUUCAUUUAUCCAUGAAAAAUGAGACCAGAUGGCUGAAAUAAUAAGAAAAAUAAUUAUAAUAAUAACAAAGUGGCUCAGAAAAUGUGUUUCUAAGAAAGAGCUGAGUUGUUUUUAGGAAGCACUGUAGCAUGAGGACCUGCAAUUGUCCUAUUUAGAUUUUAUUAAGUUCCGGAGUUGACUAUUUUAAAGAAAUGUGAAAAAGCAUUUGUAAACUUGUUACAUUUAAAUGCAAAGGUACUUUUUUUGGGUUGUACUAUUUUUUAUUUUUUAUGAUAUAGGCUAUUUGUAAUAUGUAUAUCUAUAAUAACUGAUAGGUAACAUGAUAUUUAUCUAUAACCACAAUGAAACUCUACCUACUGUAGCCUAUAAGCAACUUCCUGUAUAAGCAAAUGGAAUGUUUACUUUCUUACUAAUGUUUUAUGGUGUUUUCUGAAACUAUUGAGACUACAAAAUAAACUGCUUUUACUUGUGUGAUUGGUCCCUCAAA
Molecule: messenger RNA, 1366 nt
Organism: Megalobrama amblycephala (Wuchang bream)
Lineage: Eukaryota; Metazoa; Chordata; Actinopteri; Cypriniformes; Xenocyprididae
Gene: pmaip1
Product: phorbol-12-myristate-13-acetate-induced protein 1
Exons: 2
Coding region: 293-430 (45 amino acids)
Biological process (GO): release of cytochrome c from mitochondria; apoptotic process; DNA damage response
Source: RefSeq, a predicted model, not a curated record